UCUCGCCCAUUGACCAAUCACAAAACAAAAGGAAAUAUCCGUCCAAUCCUAUGGUCCAAUCACCCUUCAUCUGUCCGACAUCACUUCCGGUUGAGGUCCAUGCUCGAAUCUACUUACUCGAAUUAUACACGUUUUGUCGCAGUUUAAGAGUAUAUUAUCCAAUGGCCAAAGACAAAUUUUUGACAAACCCGCCUAAAAGGAAGAAGUUGAGUUCAAAUGUCAGCGAGGUUCAUGAAGAAGAAAUGGACACUAAAGUAAAAAAGAAAAGGAAAAAGAUGGAAGUAGAGGAGGCUCCAGUACAGAUUCCUCAUGUGACAAUCACAGCAGAUGAUAAAAAACAGAAAAAGAAAACGAAACACAAAAAGAAACAAAGGACAGAGCAAACACAGAAGACAAAGCAAAGUGAGAUUUCCAAUCCACCCCAUCGCCCGGAGGGGACACACGAGCUGGAGGGAGAGGAGGACUUAAGUCCCGAGGAGAAGCGUGUCCUGGAGAGGAAGAUGAAGAAGAUCCUGAAAAAGGAAGAGAAGAAGAGGCUUAAAGCUGAGGGAGAGACCUUGCCGAAAACUGAGGCAUCUGGACCCAUUGCACCUCAGCAGGCCUUAGAUUACCUCACCUGCUGGGCUGAGAACCGCGCAGAGUGGAAGUUCCAGAAGACCAGGCAGACGUGGUUACUGCAGCACAUAUUUGACUCCCAACAGAUUCCAGAUGAGAAGUUCUCCGUGCUGCUCCAGUACCUGGAGGGGCUUCGUGGAGGAGCCAAAGACAUCACAGUGCAGAAGGCCUUAGUGCAGGUCGAGGAGUCGGGACAAGCACCAGAGGACACAGAUGUCCAGCAGAGGGCGCACAGAGCCAGAGAAGUUAUCCAGCUGCUCUCCUGAACCCACCACCAUCAAUCAAAAUGAAGCCCACUAGAAAAAGACUGAAACAUGUUUGUUGGUCAGUGGACUGAAUGAGGUCGUGCUAGGUCUCAAGCUAGGUUUCAAACUUGUUUUAUAUGUAGUUUUUUGGACUGGUCCUUAAGGGUAAAUGAUGGGUUUUGAUUAAAUUACCAAUAUUUUUUUUAUAUUUAAAUGUGUCUAGGUUACUUUUUAUUUUUUUCUUAACAUUGCUUGUGUGCACCAUUGCCUGGUAGUAAUCAGUUACCAAAAUAAUUUUCUAAAGUAUGAAAUCUUACAAGUUCAUUUCACACAGUAGCUAUUUUUUUCCAGCUCCAAAUGUAAAUAAUUCAGUCCAGUUUCCCCAUUAUGGGCAGACAAGGAGAGAUAAAGAUGCAACAGACUGCUGAAGUUACAAAGUGUCAGGAAUGUUUGUAGUCAAGACAUGUUUGUGCGUGUCAAAGCCCCAUAAUCUGAAGUCGCUUUUCUCAUUCAUUCAAGGUAUAAACAUGAUUUACAGUUUUAGUUCUCCUCUUCUUUCCAGCCCAGCAGUUCACGAUUCAUACAUUUUUUGUGGAAUUAAUGUAGACCUAUUCUUAAACUAAAUCUGUCUCAUCAUGUGUGGGUGUGGUCGUCCAUACUAUCCAUAUAGCCAAGCUUUUUUGUACCCAUAAUUCACGUCUCAUCCAUGCCCAAAGCAGAUAUAUAAUAGGUACUGUAUAGGAGCAGCUGACGGUUGUGGCUGCUGGAUCACAGAGAAUGUAGGCCUUCUGCACCACAAAGGUUAGUUUUGACUCUUAUUUCAGGUUAUACACUUUUCAGGGGAAACAACUUAGUCUCUAUAUGUAAGUUAAGGCUGGUGACAUCACUUCCUGGAUUUAUAAAAAUAACCAAUUACAGUAAACUUAAUAUUCCAGAGACAUAAAUAACUCCAGAGACAUAAAUAACACCAUAAGCCUAUCUGUUAAUCCUAUGUUUUAGUCUGACACACAUACACACAAAAAACACCAGUUAUUUCAUUAAAUGCUUUAUGUCCUGUCCAU
This is a messenger RNA of Sander lucioperca (pikeperch), 1921 nucleotides long. RefSeq lists its product as uncharacterized. The record is from RefSeq and is a predicted model, not a curated record. The transcript is spliced from 6 exons. Lineage: Eukaryota; Metazoa; Chordata; Actinopteri; Perciformes; Percidae. The coding region runs from base 51 to 881 and encodes 276 amino acids.